AUGGCGGCUGACGGGCGCUCCAAGCGGCGCUGCGUGCUGCGCAAGGCCGCACUGCCCAGUGCAUCGCACUACGUUGGGUACGUGGAAGAUGAAGAGACGCCUGAAAUGAUCAUGCGGAAAUUUGAGGAGAUGGAGCGGAUCCUAGCGGGACCCGCGCGGCCACCAGGGGCGGGGCAGCAGCGCCGCUCUCCCAGCGGCACGGACAGCGGCAGCGGCGGCGGCAGCGGCCGCAGCAGCGGCAGCGGCAGCCAGGGCGCCGGUGCCUUGGAGGAGGGGGGACGGCGGGACACCUGGGAGCCAGAGACAGGGCGCCAUCGUGCAGAGGAGAAGCAGUGGGCGCAUCACAAGCAGCAGCAGCAGCAGCAGCAGCAGCCUCAGCAGCAGCAGCAGCAGCAGCAGCAGCCUCACACAAAAUUGGACCGAUCCAUGCAAGACACGGAGCAAGUCCCGUCUGAAGAGGGCGGCAGCGGUUGCGGCGGGGGCGGCGGCAGUGGCGGCGCGACUGAGCGGCAGCUGCGGGCGAUUUUCCGGGCCACGAGUGCCUUCAACGUGAGGACGGUGCUGAAGGGAAACAUGGCGCUGCUGGGACGAGGGGGACAGCACGGCGGCAGCUGGGGCGGCGUUGCUGUCGGUGUCAAUGGCAGCAGCGGCGGCGGCGGCGCCGCCAAUGCCGGCAGCGGCGCGGGCGUCGGCGGUGCGGAUGCGGACGGCGCCGGCUGGGGAGGGUGGGGCGACGGCGGGCGGCAGGCCUGGUCGGAUGGAGAGCUGUGCUCAGAUGAGGAAGAGGAGCUGCUUCGGGAGUUGAGGGGCUUCUGGAGCGACGACGACGCCUGGGGGCCUGCCGGCGACGGAAAGCAGCAGCGGCCGAAGCGCAAGCGAGCCGUCAAGGCCCCUCAGCCUCGCGGCCCCACUCCUGAGGCGGCGCCUGCCGCUGGCGGCGCAGCCGCAGCCGCGGCGGAGCCCGACGCGAUGCUAUUCGUGUCGCGCCCCGCCACAGCCUGCCAGUACAGCAGACAGGGCGCCGGCCUGGUGAAGCGCCGCGUGCGCGUCGCGGACCCAGCGGCGGUGUUGCAGAUCCGGGUGCCGCCGCCGCCGCUGCCUGCGUCCUGGGGGCGCGCAGUGCGGCCGUACGGGGCGCCGCUGCAUUACUUCCAGCAGCAGCAGCAGCAGCAGCAGCAGCAGCAGCAGCAGCAGCAGCAGCAGCAGCAGCAGCAGCAAGGGGCACCCGUCGCUGGCGACGUCGCUGCUGCCGCUGUCGGCCCCGGGUCGUACCACGAGGCAGCGGAUCUGCGCGGCUUUGACUUCGCUCUGCUGGGGCGGCGCGAUUUUCUGGGGGUGCUCAUAAACACCGGCUGGGAAGCUUCCCCAGCGCCAGCGCCGCACAACCUGGCGCCGACAGCAGUGCCGACAGCAGUGCCGACAGCAGCGGCAGCAGCGCCGCUGGCCGCGGGAGGGGGUUCGACGGAGCUCUCAGGGGGGGACGCGGGCGCAGGCGCAGGCGCGGGGCUGACCGCAGCGGCCAGGCGCGGCGCGCUCACGCGGCGGCUGGCGGCGCUGCCAGUGGCGCAGCUGUGCCUUCAGGGCUUCGUAUUUGUGUGGGCGCGCAAGCAGCUCCUGGCAGCCGUCGUGUCGCAGCUGGGCGCCUGGGGUUUCGCCUACGUCGAGAACCUCACCUGGGUGUGGCGCGCCCCCAACAACGGCGUGCUGGCGCUGCCGGGCCUUGCGCCGACCGCGGCCGGCCACCUCACGCUGCUGAUAUUCCGGAGGGAGGGCGUCGGCCGCGACAUCGAGCUGCGCCACCAACGCAGCCCCGACGUCGUGUUCGACUGCAUAGUGCCCGCCCCCGGCCGCGAGUGGCGCGUCCCGCAGGAGGUUUACUCAACAAUCGAGACGCUGCUGCCCACGGGCCGCGGCCGCCUGCUGGAGCUCUGGGCGGCGGCCUGCCCCGGCCACGCGCGGCCGGGGUGGGUGCACGUCGCAGAGGCGCCGGGGGCCGCGGGCGGCGCGGCGCGGGCCGGAGGCUGA
Messenger RNA from Monoraphidium neglectum, 2025 nucleotides. RefSeq lists its product as hypothetical. Gene Ontology annotation, molecular function: transcription coregulator activity. The transcript is spliced from 6 exons. Gene Ontology annotation, biological process: regulation of transcription by RNA polymerase II. Lineage: Eukaryota; Viridiplantae; Chlorophyta; Chlorophyceae; Sphaeropleales; Selenastraceae. Bases 1 to 2025 code for a protein of 674 amino acids. The record is from RefSeq and is a predicted model, not a curated record. Gene Ontology annotation, cellular component: nucleus; SWI/SNF complex.